AUGGAGGAUCAAGGCCAGCACGGCAUGGCAGCUCAGCAGGAUGCUGCGAGACAUUAUCAACCUGUUCUAGAGGGCCUCAAAGUUGGAAACAAAAUCCUCAGCGAUGCAAUCACCAACGAGUAUGCAAAGGCCGAUCCUGUUUACGUUGAAAAGACAAUCGCCCUCCCCCAGACCUACUCUCACUAUCGUCCUAUCCUAGGCGACGGCAAUUGUGGUUGGAGAGCAAUUGGCUUCAGCUAUUUCGAGAAGCUCAUUGAGUCGGGCGACCAGGCCAAGAUUGAGGGCGAGGUCGCUCGUCUCAUGAGUAUGAACCCUUUGCUGACCACUGUGGGAAACUAUCCAUACUGGGAAGAAAUGGCAGAGGUGAUGCUGGAUCAUCUGAGAGAAGUCGCCCAGAAUGUCUCCAACCCUCAGUACGCCCAUCAGUUGAACCACGAAAAGUGGAACGAGCCCGGGACUUCGGACAGCAUGAUUUACUACCUUCGUCUGCUCGUCGGAACAUUUAUCAAGAACGAUCCUACUACCUUUGAACCUUUUGUAACCGACGGCAGCGGCGUGGCGGGUUACUGUUCCCAGCAGAUCGACAUUCCCAACCGCGAGAUUGAAGAGAUCGGUGUCUCGGCACUCGUUCAGAUCCUACUCAAACCCGUCGGUUUUGUUCUCGAGGUCGCCAUGCUCGACCGCAGCAUGGGCAGCGAAGUAAACCACUAUCGCUGGCCUGAAGAAGCUAACGGGCAGAACGAGGCCGACUUGGGCCCCAUCAUCUACUUGCUCUACCGACCCGGCCACUACGACGUUCUGUACAAGUCCAUGACCACCCAGGUGCUUCGCGUCAGCGGCUUUACGCACAAUACCAACAUCACGACCGAUCAAGCCGAUCUUGGUCAAUACACCACCAUGAACUUUGAUGCCUUGUCCAUUAUCCCGGGCUUCAGCAGUUCUGCUGCUAUGGGGGGACUACCGCAAUUCGCACCACCUCCUUCCAGCGCCGCAGAAUCCUUUUCGCCUAUACAGCAAAGCCCGUGGAUAUCUACCUUCCCCGAGCCUUUACCCACGCCGACACCGCGAGCAGUACCUCCCCCGCCGUCUCCCAUCAUGGCGAGUCCUCAACCUCCCACACCACCUGCUUCAAUAUCCGGCAGCUCUGCAAUGGCACCAAGUCCAGCCAUGGUCGCUGCCCCUGGACCUCAAAACUCUCUUCCUCUACGAACCGCUGCUUCCAGCUAUCACAUCCGGUUCAGCCCUGUUCAAUUGGAGUACGACGAGGGUAAAAACAGCUUCCCCGAUUCAACGUUUCAAGUGACGACCAAUACGUUUAAGAACAGUAUUUGGAACAGAGCGCAUUACUGCAAUCCCAACUUUCACCCCGAAGAAUGGAAUCCAGACGACGAGCAUACGGACAAUAGAGUCGGAACUAAACGCAGGCCGAAGAAGGAGAUGUCUUAA
Molecule: messenger RNA, 1446 nt
Organism: Fusarium poae
Lineage: Eukaryota; Fungi; Ascomycota; Sordariomycetes; Hypocreales; Nectriaceae
Exons: 4
Coding region: 1-1446 (481 amino acids)
Biological process (GO): protein K48-linked deubiquitination
Cellular component (GO): nucleus
Molecular function (GO): cysteine-type deubiquitinase activity; ubiquitin binding
Source: RefSeq, a predicted model, not a curated record